ACUACGUCACGGCAUCGAUGCGGAAGUGAUACUGGGGAACCUAGCAUCUGAACAGUUUUGUUUACAUGUGACAUGUCUAUCAGUGGAGUUGACGCUGGAGCUCUGUGAGGAGUCGCACCAUGUACCCCCGCAGUGCUGCACCGACGGGGAGGUCGGCCUACGGGAAUGGCCCCUAUCCUCCCACUCCUGUGCUCCUGUACGAUUACCACCACCGUAGUUCACCUAAUGUCAACAGCUUCCAUGUUCCUGGACUGGACAGGCUGCCCCCCUAUGAAUGGAAACCUCCACCUCCCCCCUCUCCAGUACAUUACCAACAUCACGCACCUCCUAUGACCAACAGGCGCAAGAGACACAACGAUGAAUACAGGACCCCAGAAGUGAAGCGCCAACGCCUUGACUCCUCUCCCCAUCCGUCAAUAAGCUCCCCCUUAAAUCACGCACUUUCCCCUCACCAUUCUGCCCAAAUUGCAGCUCGGCCAUCAAGAUCAGAUUAUGAUCGCUCUUUUCCCGAUCCAUGUUCCCAUCCCAGUCCUAGCCCCAACCCCCUCCCCCAUGUGCCCUCUGUCCCAGAAAGCUCAGACAGACUGCAAGCUUAUGCUAAAGACAAGUUGAGUGGUCAGAUGGUGGAGCUGUUUGAAGCAUGCCAACAGCAAUCUUCUGAUUUGGAAAGGAAGGAGACAUGCAGAGCACAGCUGCAGAAGGACAUACAGCGUGUCUACGCAGUGGCACGGCUUUACUUGACAGGAUCCUCUAUGAAUGGACUGGGCUGCCGAAGCAGUGAUGCUGAUCUGUGUCUUGUCAUCAAGGGAUAUAAAAGACCUGAUCCAAUUCAUGUACUCUCAAGCCUCCAAAGACUGUUCAGAUCACUAUCAUAUAUAGAGAGGACUCAGCUGAUCAGAGCCAAAGUGCCAAUCCUCAGGUUCAGAGAGAAAGGCAGUGAGCUGGAGUUUGACCUGAACAUCAACAACACAGUUGGCAUUAGAAACACAUUUCUUCUGCGAAGUUAUGCAUAUGCUGAUCUCAGGAUAAGACCCAUGAUCCUUGUUGUCAAGAAAUGGGCACGGCACAGUCAAAUCAAUGAUGCCAGCAAGGGAACACUGAGCAGCUACACGCUGGUGCUGAUGGUGCUUCACUACCUUCAGACUCUCAAGGAACCUGUCCUUCCAUCCCUGCAGAGGGACUACCCAGAAUGUUUUAAUCCCUUCAUGGACAUCGACAUGGUUCCAGAGGGACCCAGGCAUGUUCCCCCAUAUGUCUCCAGAAACCAGUCCUCUCUGGGACAGCUGUUCCUGGGCUUCCUCAAAUACUACACCACAAGCUUCAGUUGGGAUAAGCAGGUGAUCUCUGUUCGGGAAGCUAAAACUUUGCCCAAGAGCAACUUUCGAGAGUGGAGAAACAAAUACAUUUGUGUGGAAGAGCCAUUUGAAAGAAAUAAUGUUGCCAGGGCAGUCCAUGAGAAGAUCAAGUUUGAAGCCAUCAAAACCCAGUUUGCUGAGUCAUGGCGGAUACUCAAUCAGAGGAAGGACCUGAACUCCAUCCUCCCAGUCAGAGCCAUCAUUAAUAAAGAGUCAUCCAGGAGAUAAGGGCUUCCUCUAAUGAGACGAGCUGACGGGAGUCUCCUACCUCAGAAGGGCCUUUGGGAUGUCCUCACGGCUAGAAUUACUCUGGGAUUCUGAACUCUCUUUAUGCCUUGGUGUCAUUUACAAACUGUCAGUCAUGUGGCAAAUUGUACUAAAAAGACUGCCCUCAUUUCAAAUGAUUAAUAGAUUUUGCCAAAUUAUCACAUGUGUUGGAUACAGUAUUUGUGAAAUAAUACCAGAGUAGGUAAUGCUGCUACAUGACCCUCUACUCUAACACAGAAAGCCUUCAUAGUUUACGGACCAGGUAUGAAAACACAAAUGAAUAUCUGCAACCCUAUCAUAUCCACAUUAAGCAUUUAGGGUUAGAUUUUGUCAGCCAAGGUUUUCUCUUAUUUCAGUUUAAACUGUAUCCACACUGCUAAAGCUGGACCAUACAGAGUAUGUUUGUUUACCAUGAUAACAGUUUGUUCCUCACACUCUUGGACCAAAUUGUAGUAUCAAAGCCUUUAUUUCUGUUUUAUAGGUCAGCAGUGAUGCUGAGAUAUGGUUCAUUUGAUGUAAAUACUUCUAGGACCCUCUUCAUUUUCAUCCUCACAGUCUUUAUAUUUUUAAGUCCUCAAAAACUGUCUGUGUUAUUAGAAUGAUGUUAAUAUGAUCCUAUGGUGAUCCAUGGAGGGCUGUACUGUAUUUUCAGGCUCUGCUGCUCAUAUGUUUCAUUAUUUCCUUUAUUUGGAGUUUUAUCUUAAGGUGUCAUUUUUGUUGGCAAACGUUGACAUGUUACCCACUUCACCUUUCACGUAAGUUAUCAGAAAACAUGCUAAAAUGAGUUUUCAAUAAUUUGUUCUCUUCUUUGAUAAUUUUCUCAGCCCUUUGUACAUUUUGUUCAUUAUUGACUUUUAAAUGUUUAUUUAAAAAUUUAAAUUACUGAAGAUGUAUGAUUUUGAAUUUAUACUUUUGAACUCUUUGUAAAUUCUUUGCUUUGCAAAUACAGUAGAUGUGCCAAA
Messenger RNA from Cheilinus undulatus (humphead wrasse), 2584 nucleotides. RefSeq names its product terminal nucleotidyltransferase 2 (gene tent2). Lineage: Eukaryota; Metazoa; Chordata; Actinopteri; Labriformes; Labridae. The record is from RefSeq and is a predicted model, not a curated record. The transcript has 15 exons. The coding region runs from base 120 to 1583 and encodes 487 amino acids. Gene Ontology annotation, cellular component: cytosol. Gene Ontology annotation, molecular function: poly(A) RNA polymerase activity.